This is a messenger RNA of Rhinichthys klamathensis goyatoka, 2000 nucleotides long. It is a transcript of the gene card19, whose product is annotated as caspase recruitment domain family, member 19. The coding region runs from base 78 to 617 and encodes 179 amino acids. Gene Ontology annotation, cellular component: mitochondrion. The record is from RefSeq and is a predicted model, not a curated record. The transcript is spliced from 6 exons. Lineage: Eukaryota; Metazoa; Chordata; Actinopteri; Cypriniformes; Leuciscidae.
UAAUUUUUUCACCAUGGUUUCCGCCUCUCCGACGCCAUGGGCGUUUCCAAACAAAAGACAACAGAGGGCACUUCAGAAUGGGAGAGAGCUUCCAUGAACAGCUGCGAAUAGACAGCUGGUUCCUGAAAUCGGACCGACGUCUUGAUACAGAACUGGUGGAUAAACUCAUCCUGCAGCUGAACCGGAUCUACCCACAGAUCCUGACUGACAAGGAGGCCUCCAAAUUCAGGGAUUUGGAUGUUCCCACCUGUAUCAGGCUGGCGGAGCUGCUGUCUAAUCUUCAGGAGAAAGGAGAAGAGGCAUGUCGAGAGUUUUACCGCGCACUUCACCUCCACGUGGAAGACGUUUACUUCAGCUUACCCACGCGCCUCCGACUCAGAGAGUCUGGUGAUCCAGUCAGCCCAAUCCCGAUUCCCAUAGAAAGACAUGUAUUAAAUGACCACAGUCCGUUUUUCUUCCUCAGUUGUUUCAGUGUGGCUGUAGGAGCAGCUCUGCUGUAUUACUAUGGUGAGUCCAAGCAGGUGUCAGGCUCCAGCAGCGCUCUGGGUCUGGCUGCGAUGGGUCUCAGUAGAAAAGUGCGAGACGUUCUCAUCUGGUACACAGAAGAUGGAAAAUAAUGGAUUUUCUGCUGCCUUGAUAAAAAUGUAUUCAAAAAAGCUCAAAUAUCCAUGUCAAACAUAUCAAAAAAAUAUUUUAAUUCAGGUUUAAAAAAAAAAAAAAGUACAUACUAUGUAUAUACAGAAAUUAUUGCCAUGAGGCAAAAUUCCAAAGAUUUAACUUUAAGGUUUCUAAAUAUGGAAUCUCUUGUUACAAUUUUAAAUAUAACAAUAUAGUGAUUUAUAUAACUACAUACAGUUAUGCAUUUGAAAUAAUAGCCAUUUACAUGCCAUAAGAAGAGCAGGAACUCAUUACUAUUAAACUAACUCUCGUACACUAAAGUAUUCAGUUGAAGUUAACAUGCAGAGCUGCUGUUAAAGAUACAACCCUUAUUUUGUUUGUGCAUUUGUUGUUAUAAACAGACCUCAAACUCAUUUCUGUUAUGUAUAGUCAAUACCUUUCAAUUCUCACAGACUGUCUAAAAUUAUAUUAGUAAAGUGUGGACAUAAAGGGGUCCACACUUCCAAAUUCACUACACUAUUUAGUACAUACAAAACUGGAUAAACAUGACAAAUCAUAUAAAUCAGCAUGUCAUAACAUUUUGACACGUGAGACACUAAAGACUACAGGUAAAUCUGAUCCUCUGAGUAUUGGGAGCUUGUUACUUUGUAAUAAAUUUUUUUUUUGGGCUAAGGUUUAAACAGAUAUAUUUUAUUUGAGCAUGUUUAUAUAGCUUACUUUUAUACUGACAGCAUGUUUGCACUGGUUUGUGUACUAAUAAUUUAUAUUAUCAACUUGUGGCCUUGUUUCUGCAGUGCGAUUGUACAAAAACUGUUUUUUAAAUCUUUAUUGAAACUGAUAUUUUCAACCUUGAAACAUUCACAAUAGUUAACUGAGAAACUGUAUUUUUGUCAGGGUUUAAUAAAACUUUUUAAUAGGCUAAAUGAAACGAUGCUUUGGAAGUGUUACUAAUGUAUUAGGAGAUUAAUUUGAUUUUUACGUCUCGAUAUACCAAAACAAACACCUGUGGACAUGGAGGCAACUGUAAGUAGCUCUACAAUUGAUCUCUGCACUGUAAUGAUGACUAAAUGCACUUCUUUUUAAUGAUUUGGUUUACUUUUAUGACACAAUCCUGUUAUCUAAAAAUGAAAAACAUCUUUGGUCAUUUAUUUAAAUGAUAUCCAUAUAAAAUGUACAAAACGUUCAAGAAAUAUAUAAACAUUGGAUCGUGAAUAAUCACAACAAAUAUGAAAACACCAAACAACAUUACAUUUUUGAAAGAAAAGGACAUUGUAGAUCCUAGUCAGUAGAGGGCGCUCUUAUAUAGGCAACGCAAACAGACAACAUGCGUUAGGUUACAAAUUGAACAACAACAAAGCCAGCUAUGAUUUUUUUUUGGGUGA